Molecule: messenger RNA, 2928 nt
Organism: Beauveria bassiana ARSEF 2860
Lineage: Eukaryota; Fungi; Ascomycota; Sordariomycetes; Hypocreales; Cordycipitaceae
Product: ATPase protein
Exons: 2
Coding region: 1-2928 (975 amino acids)
Cellular component (GO): nucleus
Molecular function (GO): DNA binding; ATP binding; ATP hydrolysis activity
Source: RefSeq, a predicted model, not a curated record
AUGGCGCAACCGUCGUUGAAGCGCGACAGGCCUCAUGAUAUAGAGCCAGAGCCAGUGCGCAAGCCGAACAGCCGAAUUCAGGGCCCCUUUGUGGACGAUGAAGAGGACUCUGCCGAAGAGGCAGCGAAGGCCACAACGGGAUCGCCUGCAAAACGACCAAUGCUGGAGCAAUCCUUUGACAACGAUGAACCUCAAUUCACCUCGCAAACCAAAGCGAACACGACAGCAAUACAAACGAUCGACUCCUCCGAGACAGAGGCUCCUACAGAUGACGCACCAGACAAUAGACAGACACAGGAUAUUGCUUUGCCCGUAUUUUCGGGAUCGCUUUUUGCAAGACUGAGGCCCAUAAAGUACGACAUCAAGACCUGCGAUGGCAAGGCUUAUUCCACCAAGCAGCGCCAAGUCAGUGCCGCCAUCUCGUACGAUCAGAUUGUAGCUGCGCGAUCAAGAACCAAAGAUGGCCGAGCGAAACGCAGCUAUUACGGAAUUGAUAUUCACGAACUCGUGAACAAUGCCAAGAAGGAGCUUGCCGAGCGCCCGGCCAAGACGCAGCCUACGCCCGAUGUGCCGCGACAGUCGACCGAACAGCCCGAAGCUGCGCGACAUGGCAAGAAGAACAAAAAGACGCUUUUGUGGACCGAAAAAUACCGGGCAAGAAGCUUCAUGGAUCUCUGCGGCGACGACAGCACCAAUCGUAUUGUCCUACGCUGGCUCAAGCGUUGGGAUCCAAUCGUGUUCCCUGGUGCAUCCAGAUCAAAGGCUGGCGUGGUAAAGAGGCCAGGCUCCAAGAUACAAGCAGAAGAGGAGAAGCCACACAGGAAGAUUCUGCUACUCACGGGGCCUCCUGGACUGGGCAAGACUACACUCGCUCACGUGUGCGCAAGGCAGGCUGGCUACGAGGUUCUUGAAGUCAACGCGAGUGAUGAUCGCAGUCGAGACGUGGUCAAAAACCGCAUUCGCACAAGUUUGGGCACCGAAACCGUCAAAAAUGUUGCAAAUCGCAAGGACGCCGACGGCAACACAAAGGUGGCCAAGCCGGUCUGUGUCGUCGUGGAUGAAGUGGACGGCGUCGUGUCGGGCUCCGGAGGUUCUGGCGAGGGUGGUUUUAUCAAGGCCCUGAUUGACCUGGUACUCUUGGAUCAAAAGAAUAGCGUACCUAGAGCUGCCUCAUACGACAACUCACGGAAGAAGAAGAAAGGCGACGACUUUCGCUUGAUGCGACCGUUGGUUCUCAUCUGCAACGAUGUGUACCACCCUUCGCUUCGACCGCUUCGGCAAUCGAAUCUAGCCGAAAUCAUCCAUGUUGGACGCCCGUCGAUUGACGCCGUUGUGGGCAGACUCAAGGCUGUGUUUGAGAAGGAGGGUAUUCCCUGCGAUAAGGACGCAUCGAGAAAACUGUGUGAAGCAGCAUGGGGCAUUACAAGUGGCAUUGACGCAAAGCGUGGCGCCGAGAGCACCGUUGAAGGUGACCUUCGCGGCGUCAUGGUUGUGGGCGAGUGGGCGGCGGCGAGGUUCCGAUCUACUUUAUUGGGGUCAUCCCACCAGCGAUUAACGAGGCAUUGGAUUGAAACACACAUCCUGGGUGAACUGUCCAGCGGCGCAGCUGGAGCUAGAGGAAUCGGACGUGGAAACGUCAAGGAUAUUGUAACUCGCCUGUUCCAGGAGGGUGGCGGAUUUCCCAAGCAGGCCAUGGAUCUGUCAAUGUCCAAAAACACACAGCACGAGCAGCCCAAGACAGAAUUGGGAUUCAAUGAGCAGGUCAAGAAGCACGCCAUGGACAGUCUUAAGCAGAUGGUUGAGACGAGCGGCGAGAUCAGCUACAUCAUGACGGAAAUCAUGGCCGAAUACCCCAACCGUGAGUACAAUGAUGAUUUGUACCUCAGCAAGCCCUGUCAGGCCUACGACUGGCUAUUCUUUCACGAUACAUGCCAGUCGCGGCUCUUUGCCAACCAAGAGUGGGAGCUGGCGGCCUACCUCUCCCAACCGGUCCUCGCAUGCCACCAUCUCUUUGCCUCCCCCAAGCGCCACUACAACAACACCACCGGUGGCGUCCGCUGGGGCGGCGCCGACGCAACCGAAGAGGAUGUCGGCCCGCCGAUGCCGUUUUCUGGCCCGCGUGCCGACUACCAGGCCAGAGAAGCCGAAAAGCACAACCGCGCCGCCCUGCAGGCCAUGCAGAGCCAGCUGCCGGCGUCGCUGAUGCGAUCAUUCCGCAGCGCCGAGGACAUGGCCAGCGAUUUUUUGCCAUAUCUCGCGCGCAUGAUCUCACCCGACGUCAAGCCCGUGCUCGUGGUUGGCAGUGAGGGCGCGACGGCGAGCGUGCGCAAGGAGAGCGAACGGCUCAUGGUGAAGCGCGCCUCGGAGGUGCUGGCCGAGGUGGGCAUCGAGCUGAUCAAGGGCAAGAUUGAGGGCGACAUGAUGUCGAGCCGCGCGCCGCAAUGGGUAUACCGAAUGGAGCCAGACAUUGACGCACUUUCCAACUUUGAGACGGGCGCCACGCUCCUCUCGGCGCAGGCGCCCACACGCUACGCCGUCCGCCAGGUCCUCGACCAGGAGCUGCGCCGCACCGUGGCCCUGCGCGAGAGCCACGCCCGACAGACGCGCUUCCAAGCAGGCGCCGGGACGCCGUCAUCCACCACCGCGGCGUCGGUGGCGGCGGCGGCCGCCGCCAAGGCAGCAGAGGAAAUGAUGGCGGCGCGCCUGCAUCCGCACGACGACAAGGAGAAUGACGGCGGCGGCGAGAAGCAGCACCUGGUCAAAAAGGACUUUUUCGGGCGAGUCAUCGAGGUGCGCCCGCUGACGGAGCUCGAAACGCAAGCGCAGACGGCGCAGAAGAGGCGUAAAGUGUGGGUGACGUACCACGAAGGCCUGAACAAUGCGGUGCGCAAGCCACUCUCGCUGGCCGAGUUUCUGAAGCCGCUGUGA